AUGCCGCUCUGCUUCACAUUCAUCAACUUGAUGAAGGCCUUCGACUCAGUUGAGACGGAAGCACCGAAGUUGAGACGGUCAUGGAAGCCUUGGCCAACCGAGGCGUCCCCACUCAAAAAGCCGAAUCUCCAAGUGAGAUGGGUCUCGGAUGUCCCAUUCAAGUUCAACGGAACGAAGAUAUCCGAACGCACCAGCUACGUUUAUCUGAGUCGGGAAAUGAGCAUGAUGAACGACCUGACUCCCGAGCUAGGCGGAAGGAGACGAGCAGUUUGGGGAGCGUAUAAGAACAUCGAGGAUGUGGUGAAGAAGACCAAGAACACUCGGCUCCGUGCUCCUUCACCGCUGUACUUUACUUCUUCAACACUACCGUACUUACUGCUUUGA
Messenger RNA from Necator americanus (New World hookworm), 384 nucleotides. RefSeq lists its product as uncharacterized. Lineage: Eukaryota; Metazoa; Nematoda; Chromadorea; Rhabditida; Ancylostomatidae. The transcript is spliced from 2 exons. The record is from RefSeq and is a predicted model, not a curated record. Bases 1 to 384 code for a protein of 127 amino acids.